Syzygium oleosum is the source of this 1917-nucleotide messenger RNA. RefSeq names its product polyubiquitin. The transcript has 2 exons. Gene Ontology annotation, molecular function: ubiquitin protein ligase binding; protein tag activity. Bases 167 to 1768 code for a protein of 533 amino acids. The record is from RefSeq and is a predicted model, not a curated record. Lineage: Eukaryota; Viridiplantae; Streptophyta; Magnoliopsida; Myrtales; Myrtaceae. Gene Ontology annotation, cellular component: cytoplasm; nucleus. Gene Ontology annotation, biological process: protein ubiquitination; modification-dependent protein catabolic process.
CUCAUCACCGACAAGGCGCGCGGCAUCAAGGCCCUAUAAAUAGGACCCAAUCCCCCAUCGAUUGCCUUCACACACGAUCUCUUGUUCGGCAGCUCUCGUCAAAUCCCCUCUUCGACCGAUCGAUCGAUCGAUCUCGCGGUGUCUCUUUCAGAUCGCUUCGUUCAAGAUGCAAAUCUUCGUGAAAACUCUUACUGGCAAGACCAUCACCCUUGAGGUUGAGAGUUCAGAUACAAUCGACAAUGUGAAGGCCAAGAUCCAAGAUAAGGAGGGAAUCCCCCCAGACCAGCAAAGGCUCAUCUUUGCUGGCAAGCAGCUCGAGGAUGGGCGCACAUUGGCUGAUUACAACAUCCAGAAGGAAUCGACCCUGCACCUGGUUCUUCGCCUUAGGGGUGGCAUGCAGAUCUUUGUGAAGACCCUCACGGGCAAGACCAUUACCCUCGAGGUUGAAAGCUCUGACACGAUUGAUAAUGUGAAGGCCAAGAUUCAAGACAAGGAGGGAAUCCCCCCAGACCAGCAGAGGCUCAUCUUUGCUGGCAAGCAGCUCGAGGAUGGACGCACCCUGGCUGAUUAUAACAUCCAGAAGGAAUCCACACUACAUUUGGUGCUUCGUCUGAGAGGUGGCAUGCAGAUCUUUGUGAAGACCCUCACAGGCAAGACCAUUACCCUCGAGGUUGAAAGCUCUGACACUAUUGAUAAUGUUAAGGCGAAGAUUCAAGACAAGGAGGGAAUCCCCCCAGACCAGCAGAGGCUCAUCUUUGCAGGCAAGCAGCUCGAGGAUGGACGCACCUUGGCUGAUUAUAACAUCCAGAAGGAAUCCACACUCCAUUUGGUGCUUCGUCUGAGAGGUGGCAUGCAGAUCUUUGUGAAGACCCUCACCGGCAAGACCAUUACUCUUGAGGUUGAGAGUUCUGAUACCAUUGACAAUGUGAAGGCCAAAAUCCAGGACAAAGAAGGGAUCCCCCCAGACCAGCAGCGGUUGAUCUUUGCUGGCAAGCAACUCGAGGAUGGCCGGACGCUAGCGGACUACAACAUUCAAAAGGAAUCCACCCUUCACUUGGUCCUCCGUUUGAGAGGAGGAAUGCAAAUCUUCGUCAAGACCCUCACCGGGAAAACAAUCACUUUGGAAGUUGAGAGCUCCGACACCAUCGACAAUGUCAAAGCAAAAAUUCAGGACAAGGAAGGCAUUCCCCCGGAUCAGCAGAGGCUUAUUUUUGCUGGGAAACAGCUAGAAGAUGGUAGGACUCUGGCAGAUUAUAACAUCCAGAAAGAGUCCACUCUUCACUUGGUUUUGCGUCUUAGGGGAGGCAUGCAGAUAUUUGUGAAGACCCUUACCGGCAAGACUAUCACUUUGGAAGUGGAGAGCUCUGACACAAUCGAUAAUGUCAAAGCGAAGAUACAGGACAAGGAAGGCAUUCCCCCGGACCAGCAGCGAUUGAUUUUUGCAGGGAAGCAACUCGAGGAUGGCCGGACACUGGCCGAUUACAACAUUCAAAAGGAGUCGACUCUCCAUCUCGUCCUCCGUCUGCGUGGUGGGAUGCAGAUCUUUGUCAAGACCCUGACCGGAAAGACCAUCACUUUGGAGGUGGAGAGUUCAGACACCAUCGACAACGUGAAGGCGAAGAUCCAGGAUAAGGAGGGCAUCCCACCAGACCAGCAGAGGCUGAUCUUUGCUGGGAAGCAACUCGAAGACGGGAGGACUUUGGCUGACUACAACAUUCAGAAAGAGUCGACUCUGCACUUGGUCCUUCGUCUCCGUGGUGGCUUCUAAGUUUUCAUACCGUCACAGGGUCUUUAAGUUUAUGCAGUCAAGUUUGUCUCUUUUUCUCUAGUUAGGUCUCAUGGGUUUGUUUGCUAUGGUUCAGUUUCGAUGUGUUCUGAUGGGUCAAUACUUUGAAUAAAUUUGUGAUUACCUGUUUA